Molecule: messenger RNA, 3445 nt
Organism: Osmia bicornis bicornis
Lineage: Eukaryota; Metazoa; Arthropoda; Insecta; Hymenoptera; Megachilidae
Gene: ppk13
Product: pickpocket protein 11
Exons: 9
Coding region: 2138-3433 (431 amino acids)
Biological process (GO): sodium ion transmembrane transport
Cellular component (GO): membrane
Molecular function (GO): ligand-gated sodium channel activity
Source: RefSeq, a predicted model, not a curated record
AAAGAAGAGAAGUUGAAUUUUAUCAACUGAAAAUUUUCACGCACUUCCACGGCCUUUUUGAAUUUACACGUCCCCUCCUCCAGUCGCGCGGCUGAACGAACGAACGACUGGAAUAGCAACGCGAGACGGAAGUGACGGUGAAAGAACCGCAGGAAGCUGAAGAAGCCUUAGCAAGCGAGAAAGACGGACGAGUUGACAGUAAUGCUUCGAUAACGCGGAUUACCGUCUUCGAAGGAAUAUAAAGUUUCGUCGAGCAACAUUUCGCGGAAUGGUGUCGAUCGUCGAGCGAAUAUCGGAGUCGCAGAAGAGACGAUAAAACGGCACUAUUUUUCUCUUCUUCGAAAUUCAUUCCGGACUAACAGUAAACAUCUUCUCUUCACUUCGUUUCUCCCGCCUGUUUUCGGCGCGAUCGUUGACGCGCUUGCACGCGCGAUAACACGUCCCGAUCUCUCGAUGCUGUAACUUGGGAAGCGCUAAUAAGUGUCAAGAGGUUGCCGAGUCAAAAAUAGAAUCUGACGUGUCGAGAAGGAAUGCUUUUUAAUAUCGUCUCGAAGAAGUUGAAGGCUCUCCAUCCGCGAACGAGCAACGAAGAAUAUAAGAAAAGAUGUUAAACGGAAGAGUUCGAUCGUAUGAAACGUAAGAAAACGAAGCUGAUCGAUCGCGGGGAAGAAAAUUCGCUCGAUCACCACCGUGUCGGGGUUUUCCAAAAACUGCCACCGAAAAUCGACGAGGAAAGUUGCUGCCCGAACACGCUCUCGCACGUGUUUACGCGUGCGCCAGCACACGGUACCAAUAUCCACGCGAGUCACCGCUUUAUUUUCCACCGUUACAUCACUGUCGUCGGCGUUUCACUGUCGUACAGCGUCGACUAGUUUAUCGAAACAACGAUCCGCCACUUGAUUUUCAUCAGCUUUUCCGUCGCGCUCCUUUUUCAUCCGUCGUUCCAUCAGUGUAUAACGCGAUUACGUUCCUUUACCUCCGUUGGAAUCGUCCCGGGUCGCGAAAGGAGAGUCCUUUUUCUCAUUUUCCCACUCGCGACACGCACCGAGUUACUCUAAAAGUCUCGAAGAUCGUGAUGGCAUUGUUAAAUGAAUUGCAAAUUCGUGAAGAAGGUCGUGCCGAGGAUAAUCCCGUUCUUCCAUCGCCGAGUCGGAGUACAAGAGAAUAUUACUUCCAUCAAAUGAUUGAUCUUCGAUUGGUCGAAGACACUGAAUUUAACAGCACCCUGGAAGAAUCUUGCUGCGAUUUCUUUAUUUUGAAAGUGCAACGUUUGUAUCUUGCUCCAGAAGAACAGCGAUUUUGUAAAAUCUGCUGAAUUAACGGAAGACUUGCACAGAGAUCACAAAGACGAACGAAUGGCGAAACGCUCGAGACAUAACUGACAGUCCGUGCACUUCAUUCUCGCGCAGCACGUGUUGAUCGUAAACACUCGCUUGCGUCAGCGCGAAUCGCGGGAAAACUCGUUGUGUCAAUGAAACGAUGGAAAACAACGAAGAUCGAUACCUGAGAAACUCCCUUUUUGUCAAACAGCACGAAACAGAGAGAAGAAAAAACAGAACGAUUGCGUUUCGUUGAUAGUUUCUCGACGACGUUCGACACGGUGGAAUUUCCACGCGGUUCACCGACGUAAUGGACUCUCUACAUACUCGGAACGCUUGGAUACCUUCGCAAACGAUGACACAAUUUUACUCGUUCCACAUUUUUAUCUCCUGAAUGCUCGGCUUCGAACGCUCACGAAGAUCUAAUGAAGAUAUCGUCGAUUUUUUUCACGAUCCGGUAUUCCAACACUUCCAACGAUUCGCGCGUUAAACAAAGCACCGAUGGUCACUCGUUAUCGCAAAAAGUGUAGUUAGCGAUAACGAAUAUAUUGUUGAACAAUGUUGUUACAUAUCAAUCGGUGAUUCGGAAACAUGAAAAUUCAUGACAUAGAAUUGUCACAGAAUAAUACUUAUUCCACGUCAGUCCACGGUAUAGAAUGUACGGUUGUCGAAGAGAGCGAAGAAAUUGACGAGGAACACGUGUAAAUAUCUACUGGGAAGCUUCGAAACCGGCACAGAACGUGAUCCGAAGAGAGGUCGAAGAAGACUGAAGAAAGCCGGGUACCAGGCUCGACAUCGUCGUUUCUUAUCGUUGAACCAUGAAAAGGCUGUUAAUUUGGUGGUGGAAUAUUAUUAAACAGUACUUAAGGAACUGUAAUAUUCAUGGUAUUGGAUAUACAGUGGAUGAAAAUCUUUCGUAUGUAGAAAGAUUAUUUUGGUUGUUCUGUUGCGUACUAUGUUGGUACGGAUGUGCAAUCACGAUCAAUAAUGUGCUAGAAGAUUAUCACGAGUAUCAUGCUGCUGUAACCGGUGAGACUACGUACCUUGAUUGGGAGACUCCUUUUCCCGCUAUUGCGUUUUGUAUUUCUUCUACCAAAACGAUUAAAAGCAAAUAUUUUAAAAGGAAUCCAGGAAUGUUCACAAAUUACUCCAAUCCCAGUUUGCUUCAAGCAUCAGCAGAAGAACUUUUGGCUGCUUACAAAAAGACGAACAUACCCUGUACGGAAUUUUUAGCCGAGUGUACCUGGAACAAUAAGAAGUUCAAUUGUUGCAGCGAAUUUCAAGUAAUAAGGAAAACUGGUAUCGGUCAUUGUAUCGCUAUGAAUACCUUACAUGUGAAGAAGAUGAAUGAACCGAGUGUACGCUUCUUCGUCAAUCGCACCGUAAAAUACGGAGACGUUAUCAUUGAUAUUCACAUAAAUUCGAAAACGAAAGCGUACUUCUUCACGUCGUUUACAGUGCACGUUUUCAACAACCUCCAGCUACCAAUGCUUACUAACAUAGAGAAGGACGAGAUACAUAUGAAGCCUGGCAAAACAACCUUAGUCCAAUUUAUAAUACAGGACACGAUCAAUGAGGAUGGCGUGAAGAAAAUUGCGAUUGAUCAUAGAUUUUGUCGUUUCCCGGAUGAAAAACAGGCUAACGGUCUGUUUGACAUUUACAGCAGCGAUUCAUGUUAUCUCGAGAUGAUAAUAGAACGGAUGAUAAAGUUAUGUGGUUGCGUACAUUUUUAUUAUUUUGUACCGAAAGGAGCAAGGGCUUGCAACGGAACUGAGAUGCUUUGUAUAAUUGCGAACAAAACGGAAAUCACGUCGCAGGCGGUGAAGAAUGAACAAUGCUAUCUUAAUUGCGAAGGGACAUCGGUGAUCUUGAAUGGACUGGAACCUUACGAACAUAAUUCUCCGGAUCGUUCCUACUCAAGAAUUCAUUUUUCUUUACUUUCGCAUCCAACAGUGAGAUAUCGUCGAUACGUUGUCAAUGACAUUUUAGAUGUCACAGUUUCAGUCGGAAGUGUAUUUGGUCUCUUCAUGGGAGCCAGUAUUUUGAGUUUCUUUGAAAUACCAUACUGGUUGUUCUAUCGUCGAGACAAACUAGCUGAAGUGAAUUCUUCUUAGUUUUAAAAGUCA